AUGGCGAAGCCCGCUGCAUUACCUUUUGCUUUCAGAUUUUCAUCGAGGCCGACCAAAAUGGCGAGGCCGUUUAACGUUCCCUGGCCCCUUUCCGUGCUCGCUGCUUGCAAUAUAGUUUCUGGUUCUAACGAAAACGUAACCCAACGAAUUCAAAAUCUUGGAUCCAGAAAUUACAGGAAAGCAGCAUUCUCGAAUUACUCCCUUCUGGGAUUGAGAGAUUUUUCCAGUUCAGUUUCUAGGAAUGCAGGUGAAAGCAGUGAAAAACCUCUUCCUUGGUUAUCUGCAUCUAUGGAAAGGGAACGCAGGAAGGCUUCCAAGAAUGAGACAGGUAAAGGGGUUAAGUCCUCGUGGGAAGAGUCUGCAGAGAAGUUUCUAAAAGGCGCUGGCCCGGAUGUGGAAGUUAAAGUAAGAGAAACCCAUAACUAUGAAAACAAUAGAAGAAAAGAAUUCCCGUACAAAGACGGGGACGAAGAUGACGAUGGGGACACAGAAAUUUCGAACGAUCCAAGAUGGCAUAACAUACAGAGAAGGUACGAAGGCUUCGUCAAUUCAAAAUCCAGGCCCGAGGUCAAGAGAUGGAACAAGCAAGACGAGUGGGGCAGGAAGACAUGGAAAGAAGCCAAGGAAUCCACGCUGCCGAAAAUAGUAGGAGAGGGCAUCUACGGAGUGGGCCCCGUCCUUGCCGCGCUCUCGGCUGGGCGGAGGGAGCUUUACGCUCUGUACAUCCAAGAAGGCCUCAACCUAAGCACCAACAACAAGAAAAAGGACAAGAGAAGUUUCGAGCGAAUCCUGAAGUUGGCCGAAAACAUCGGAUUAGUAAUAAAGGAUGUAUCCAAACACGACCUCAACAUGUGUGUCGACAACCGGCCACAUCAGGGCCUCAUGCUUGACGCCUCGCCUCUUGAGAUGGUCGACAUAAAGGAGCUCGACCGCGUCUCGCCUGGUCUGAGUGAGCGGGUCCCGCUGUGGGUGGCGCUGGACGAGGUCACCGACCCCCAGAACCUGGGAGCCAUCAUCCGCUCUGCCUACUUCUUUGGUGCCUGUGGGUUGGUGCUUUGUGCCAAGAACUCGGCUCCGUUGAGUGGUGUCGUGAGCAAGGCCAGCGCUGGGGCGCUCGAGCUGACCGACCUCAGGUCGUGCAGGAACAUGAUGCGCUUCUUGGGGUCGUCGGCGGAGAAUGGGUGGCGGGUGCUCGGGGGUUCGGUUUCUCCGAAGGCUGUGCCUAUAGGUGAUGUUGGGCCGGGCAAGCCCACGAUACUUGUGCUAGGGAGUGAGGGUACUGGAUUGAGGCCCUUGGUGGAGAGAGCGUGCAGUGAGUUGAUUAGGAUUCCUGGAAAUCAACCGGUUGGGUUGGUUGAUGAGGAUGUGGGCAGUGGGUGUCGUGAGUUCUUGGCGGUUGAGAGCUUGAAUGUUAGUGUGGCUGCUGGGGUUAUGCUCAACCACUUGAUUGGAGGGAGCUGUGGUGGUGUACGGGAAAUUAGUUCCACGUAA
Striga asiatica is the source of this 1491-nucleotide messenger RNA. The record is from the annotation of a GenBank genome assembly. NCBI's taxonomy places the organism in Eukaryota, Viridiplantae, Streptophyta, Magnoliopsida, Lamiales, Orobanchaceae.